GUAUGAAGGCUCAGUGAGGAAGUGGCUCCUUUUAGCAACAUUAGCUUCUGUGCUACAGGUCUGUAAACAGACAUGACAGACGGCUGUCUCACUGACGUCGAUGAUGUCACCGGUGUGACUUCGUACCUCAGGAUUUGACCGUUGGGGCGCUGCAGCGAAGACACGAAGAUGUCGUCUCAGAUCAUGUUUCGUGCUCUAGUGUGUGGAGCCGUGGUGUUCCCAGGACUUUUCUACGCUUUCAGGAAAACCCUGAGACACUCGUUCAGACAGUGGAGCGAUGCCGACGUGGUUUCUGUCAGUGAGAGGCUGGUCUCCGCCAUCCACGCUUCUCUGGCUACUGCAGCUGGAGUCAUUGUAGUGACCUCCUGCAGGGACACCAUGAAGGACAGUCACUGGCUGGUCAAUGGCUUUGCUGUGUUCGGGGCGCCCUACAUGGUCCAUGACAUCUACGCCAUGUAUCUGAGCCACUACCAUGUCCAGAGGGUCAGAGGUCAGUCCGGGUCAUGCAGCAGCCACUCUCUUCAGAUAGUGAAGGCUUUCGUCCGCAAGGAGUGGAUGCUGAUCCUUCACCACCUGGCCCUGCUUCUCGUGUUCAUGCCCAUCACACUGUUUUUCCGAAGAGGACUGGGGGAUUUCUUCAUUGGCUGCCUGUUCAUCACAGAGUUCAGCACUCCCUUCGUCUCUUUGGGGAAGAUUCUGAUCCAACUGGGCCUUGACGACACCAGGCUGCACAGGCUCAACGGCAUCGUUGUCCUCCUCAGUUUCUUUACGUGUCGGAUCGCCAUCUUCCCCUUCAUGUACUGGAUGUACGGCCGGCAGUUUGGAAUUCCUGUGCAUAAAGUGGCCUUCCAUCUGCCCCUGCAGUGCAACGUGGGUAACAUGGCAAUACUGGCUCCACAGGUCUAUUGGUUUAUCCUGCUGCUGAGGAAAGCUAAAAGGUUGUACCAGCGCCAGAAGAGAGGGAAGGAAGACGGGAGCAAAGACAGGCCGAAGACAGACUGAAGGAUUCACCAACUGAUAAAUAAAUACAGGGUUCAACACUAACACUCAAGAUACAACAGAGGGCUGCCUUCUUCAAAUACAAUAUAUAUUUUCUUGUUAUAAAGUUUAGAUUUUUUUUUCUUGAAAUAAAGCCGUUCUCCUGUGAAUUGUCCAUUUUAUUA
Acanthopagrus latus (yellowfin seabream) is the source of this 1163-nucleotide messenger RNA. Its product is annotated as TLC domain-containing protein 3A-like. The record is from RefSeq and is a predicted model, not a curated record. Gene Ontology annotation, cellular component: membrane; endoplasmic reticulum. Bases 169 to 1002 code for a protein of 277 amino acids. The transcript has 5 exons. NCBI's taxonomy places the organism in Eukaryota, Metazoa, Chordata, Actinopteri, Spariformes, Sparidae. Gene Ontology annotation, biological process: lipid homeostasis.